AUGGCGCGCUCCUCGCGUGGCGGCGGCAGUGGCAGCAGGCGCAGCAGGACGUACUGGAUGUGCAGCUGCGGUGGAUUGAACUGGGACUGGCGCACCACGUGCCUCGGCUGUGGGCACGCUGCGCCGCCCUGGGCGCUGGAGUCGGCAGCCGCCAAGGCGAAGCCCCAGGCUGACAAGGACGGCUGGGUGGAUCCGCCCGGCAGCGGCGCCACGGCGAUCGAGAGGCUGCAGGCGGCAGCCGAGCAGCUGGAGGCGCUGCAAGCGGAGCCGCCCGACGGGGUCGACAGCUGUUUCACCGGCGUCGUCGCCAGCCAGCUGGAGGCCAAGCGCGCCGAGCUGGUCGUGGCCCAGCGGGCAGCAGCGGAGCAGAAGGCGCCCUCCCUGCCGCUGUCGACGCAGCUCCACAAGGAGGCGAACGCCAUCAGCAAAGCUGAGAAGCGGCUCCGAGCAGCGCGCCAGGGCCUGGAGCAGAAGCAGGCGGCGCGCGACCUCGCCGAGGCCCAGCUUCAGAAGGCCCAGGGGGAGCUGGCGCUGCUAGACGCGGAAGUGGAAGAGGCCAGCCGCGCGCCCCACGUCCUCGAGGAGGCAGCCCGCGAGGAGGCCGAGGCGCAGCAGCGCCAGCGCGCUGCUGAGUGGGCAGGAGCCAGCCAGGUCCCAGGGCUCCUCGUGCAGCUGGACAAGCUACACGAGGCUUGGGGUUCCAGCAACUUCGAGGUGGCGCGGGUAGCCAUUCGCACCCAAGUGGAAGCGGCGCGUGCGCAGCUCGCUGAAGCCCCCGCGGCCCCGAGGAGAGCGCCCUGGGCUGAGUCUUGCCCCAUGGGCGAAAUCAGCAGCGAGGAUGGCGACCGCGCAGGCAGCAGCGGGCCUUGGCAGCCGCAGUGCGCCGCAGAGCGCGGCCAGGCCGAGCGGCGCGGCGACGCUCUCGGCGAGUGGCCGAAGGUCGCCCGGGCCUGCAAGCGGGAGCUGGCGGCCGAGGCUGCGGACCUGGCCCCUCUUGUUGCUCGCCCUGCUGGCCGCGCCGCUGGGGGCCGCGUCGGAGGCCAAGCAGCGACGGCGGCUCAGGACGUCCGCUGCGGGCUGGAGGUGCUCGGGAUCAACGGCAACACCUGGAGGAGGAGCCGGGAGGUGAUCGAGGCCUUUGUCAGUCGGCACGGGGCCCCGCCGCACCUGGUGAUUCUCCAGGAGACCCGCCUAGCCCCGCACCGCCUGGAGGAAGCCAGAGGGGCGGUGCGCCGCACGGGGUACACGGCCUUCCCCCACGCGUCGGCGCCCACGGACAAGGAGGGCCCUCCGGCGCAUUCAGGCGGCGUCGCGGCCUUGGUUCGCAGCGACCGGCAGGCAAAGGAGCUAGCCUGGCAGUUCACGUGCGUAGACCAGGGUGCCGAGCAUGAGUACGACUGGUUUGCGAGCUCCUUCUGUCUAGCCCAUGGGGCCCGCGAGGCCUCAGCGCUGGAUGGCUUUGGGCUAUGCCCCCACAAGCCUGCGAGGCUGCUGCUGCAAGACGCGAGACCAGAUGCCUUGGUGCAGGUGCUGGUCCGCCCAGGUCGUUCCCCUGAUGUCGACGCUGCAGCUUGCCGGCUCCGCGAAGAUGCUGCUGUCCAGGCGCGCCGCCGCGCGGGGCGCACUCGCUGGCAGGUGGAGCCCUGCCGUUGGUCCUGGGAGGUGGGCCCCCGCCCGAGUGCCCCCCAUGAAGCAGCUCGCCAGUGGAUCCAGGUAGUCGAGAGCACCUUGGUGGGGAUCCACGGCAUCGACGACGGCGACCUACACAGGUACCUGGGGCGGUCCGAGGGGCCCAAGAUUGUCCUCAAGCCCCUCAGCGCUGUGGUCAAGUGCGAGUACCGCCACCGACACUCGGCCCUCACCCACGCCAUCCGCCAGGCCCUCGACAUCGCGCUCCAGAGGCUCACUGCUGACAGGAAGCAGCGCUGGCAGCCCGCGCACGAGGCCUGGCACGCUCGGCAGGUGGAGCGCGCCCUGGCCGAUGCGGAGGCGGCCGCCGCAGCAGCCUGCGAGGAGGACGAGGUCGAGGCCCUCGAGUACGACACCAGCGAGUGGGGCGACCUCAUUGGUCAAGCUGGUGUGCAUGGGAGUCCAGAGGCCAUUGCAGUGCUCCAGCAGCGCCUCGCUGGCCCCCAGAGGCGCGACGGCGGCAAGAGCUCGGCUUCCCGGAGAGCAUGGGCCAAAGAUGCCGUGCAGAAGGGCGGCAGGCUCGCCCAGAGGUUUGCCGAGGCUGUCCCGCCCCCGCAAGUGGUGGACCCUGCCCCUGGCAGGCCCCUGGCAGGCAUGCUGGCAGCCGGGCAGCUGGAGGCCAACUGGCAAGCCUUGUGGCAGCAGGAAGGCUUCAGGUCUGGAGCUGGAGUCGGGAGCUGGGACGUCCGAGGCUGGGCGCUGCCGCCCCUCAGCCUGGAGAUGCUGCAGGCAGUGUGCAACCUCUUUUUGGACAUCGCCAAGUUCUACGAGAACCUGCGGCACGACGUCCUGUGGCAGUGUGGGAUCGAGCAUGGCUUCAACCUGAAGCUGCUGCGAGGUCUGCUCAUGCUCUACCAGAGCCCGCGGUUCAUUUGCUUCGUGGGCCUGGCCACCGAGUCGUUCUGCACGAACGGGACAGUGUUUGCGGGGUGUGCGUGCGCCACCACCGUGGCCAAGCUGCCUGUGCUUGCAGCCCUCCGUGCUGCCUCUGUGGGCGGCAGGCCGCUGGCGGUCGCUCGCAACGUCGUCGACGACGUCGCGCUGCAGGCCGUGGGCACUGAGCGGCUGGUCGCCGCGCAGCUUGGCAGCGCUGGGCUGGAGGUGGCUCGUUUCCUCCGAGGUCAGCAUCUGCCCCUCAGCGCUGCCAAGACCACCUUUCUCGCCUCGAGCCCCAGCCUCGGGCGCCAGCUCGGCGAGCACUGCAAGUCGCAGGGCUGGAGCUUUCGUAAGACUUUGCAGGCCAGGAACCUCGGCACGGACGCCGCCAUCACGAGGCGAGGAGUGCAUGAGGGCCGAGUGCGAGCCGCUGGAGCACUACGCCGAGCGCGCCGGCUGGGCUGCCUUCGAGCCGCUGGAGCAGAGGUGGACCUGAUCCACAGGGCUGGGCCAACGGCCAGCAUGGCGCGGGGCCGCGCGGUCACAGGCAUCGCGGACGGCGAGCUGCGCAGCUGGAGGCUCGCGGCGCGCCGCAGCGCAGCACUGUGCCCCCCCAUCGAUGCGGUGGCCCUGACCCUCGCGCGGAUCGGCUGGCACUUCCAGCCCGAGCGGUGCCUGGUCACGGACCUCGGCGACGAGCUCGACCUCAUGCUCCUCGGGCCUCGGGAGUUGGGCUUGGAGGCCGGCCUCGGUGCUCGGCGUGCCUCGGAUCGCCGCGAGAUGCGGCAGCUCAGCCAUGACCCCCUCAUGCAGCGGCCGUUGUACUGGGACGCCAUCGGACGGUUGCUCGGGCCAGACAGCGAGCUGAGCGCAAGGGACCAGAGCGCGCUCGGCGCCUACAUCUCCAACGCGCACUGGACGCAGGCCAUGCUCUUGGAUGCUGGCGAACGGGGACAUGCGCGUUGCAACUGCUGCGGGGCAGAGCGAGGCACCUUGUGGCACCGCUUGUUCGAAUGCCCCGUGCUGGAGCCCCAGCGGCGUGACGGGGUGUCUGCACGGCUGAAGCGGUGUGCGGAGCGGGCGCGGGCGGCGUAUCUCAGGCCAGCCGAUGAGAAGCUCAACGGCAAGCUGUACCUCGAUGGCUCGGCGCUCGAGCCGCAGUUCGGGGCCUUGCGCCGCGCGGGCUGGGCCAUUGCGCAGUGCGACGACGACGGCAACCUGGUCGCAGGAGUGCACGGCACCGUCAGGCGAGACCUCUGCCCGCAGCAGACGGCCAAGGACGGCGAGGACUUCGCUGUUUGGAUGCUCGCCAACUUUGCGGGGCCAGCGGUGGAGGAGGUCAACAUCGACGGCAGCGCCACAGUGACCUGCCUGCGGAGAGGGCGCGCGUACUCCACGGCGCCCAGCAGGGCCAACGCCCACCUGCGGAGCAGGGUCCUGGCAGCCUUCGAGCCGGGCACUUUCGAGGUGAAGAAGGUGCCAGCCCACUGUUCGAGGCAGGCAGUGCUCGACGGGCUCCUGACGGAGGCCCAGAGGCGCGGCGACGAGCACGCAGACCGCCUCGCCAAGAUGGGGGCCCAGAUGCAUGCAGUGGACAGGCAGACGGUUGGCGAGCACCACGCGCUGGCGGAGAUUGUGCGGGAGCUUGGACGCUGGAUCUGUCGGGCCGCCAACAUCUGGCAAGGCAUCGCGGUCAAGGAUUGCGAAGGGCUCCCUCCUGCUGCUGAGCGGCGCCAGGUGCGCUUUGCGGCCGCCGAGGCGUCCCAAGCGGCUGAGGAGGCCGCUGGCGCUGGGCCUCUGGCCAAGCGGCCGCGCCUGGAGAGCGCCCGCUCGACUGGCAGCAGCUCGGCCGCCCUCUCGGCCAGCGCUGUCGCCUUCAGCAUACUGGGGCACGCCUUUUCCUACGCCUGUGCUGGAGAAGGCGAGGACACCCAGGAAAUCGUGGCCUGCUCCAAGCGCGGCGCCUACAUGGUGCUGGGCGGCCGCUCAGGGGUGAAGCCUCGCUUCAAGGAGCGGUGCCCAGGCGACAAGGCUGACAAGUCAGGCAGGAACCAGCGCAGCCUGUGGCUACGGGGACUCCAUCCAGAAGGCAGACCACGAGCUGCCAGGCAGAGAGCGAAGGGAGAGGGCAUCCCUGCGUUACGGUCGCAAGGGCCAGUACCAGGGCAUGCCCAGGAACGGUACCUGGAGUGGCUCGGCAUCGCAGCGGAGCCAGCUGUCGGCGCCUCGUCCGCUGCGAGCAGUGCGGGCAGCGCUCCAGCAGCUGCCGCGGCGCCUGAGGCGGCUUCGGGGAGCCUGGGCGAGGCCCCUGCGCCUGCGCCCGCUGCAGCGGCCGCCGCCAGCCAGCCUCUGCAGCGGCCAGCUGCAACGAGAGCUGGAUUCCUCGGCGCGUUCAGGAUCACCGAGGAGGAGCUCUCCGCCGCGGCCAGCGCAGCGGUCGACGCCCUGCAGGACCGCAGGGUGCGCCGCCGUCUGGCGCGCCGUGGCGAUCCGUCCGAGAGUGAGUGA
This is a messenger RNA of Prorocentrum cordatum, 5073 nucleotides long. Lineage: Eukaryota; Dinophyceae; Prorocentrales; Prorocentraceae. The record is from the annotation of a GenBank genome assembly.